Molecule: messenger RNA, 654 nt
Organism: Schistosoma spindalis
Lineage: Eukaryota; Metazoa; Platyhelminthes; Trematoda; Strigeidida; Schistosomatidae
Source: the annotation of a GenBank genome assembly
GGAUGGUGUACCGAACGUUCAGCAGUUUCGGCGCGCUACUCUGCAUCGUGGUGGGAUCAGGAGUCUAUGUCUCGUAUCAAGGCCAAAAAGACAAGGAAGUUGCGUGGCCACGUAAGUCAUGGCCAUGGACGAGUAGGGAAACAUCGCAAGCAUCCUGGAGGACGGGGUAAUGCAGGUCUUGAACAUCAUCAUCGUAUCAACAUGGAUAAGUACCAUCCUGGCUAUAUUGGCAAAGUUGGUAUGCGCCAUUAUCAUCUUAAAAGAAACCCCUACUACUGUCCAACAAUUAACCUGGAUAAAAUAUGGUCUUUAGUAUCGCAAGCGACAUACGAAAAGUAUAGAGACUCCACUGACGGUAAAGCUCCUGUAAUAGAUUGUUUGCGUAAGGGUUACUUUAAAGUCCUAGGCAAGGGGUAUCUUCCGAAAGUCCCAGUUAUUGUUAAAGCCCGGUUUUUCUCUCGGAAAGCAGAAGAAAAAAUCAAAGCAGUUGGGGGAGCUUGUAUAUUGACUGCAUAAAUAUAAUUUAGCACUGGAUAUUCCAUUCAAUCUUCUGAACGUAACUGGUGAUUAACGUAGAUAUGUAUGCUGCAACAGCAUCAACCGACAUCAUGUAAAAUCAUAAUCUAAAGAUUACGUACAUAAUGUUAAGUCACC